Dichotomopilus funicola is the source of this 1038-nucleotide messenger RNA. Its product is annotated as WD40-repeat-containing domain protein. Bases 1 to 1038 code for a protein of 345 amino acids. The record is from RefSeq and is a predicted model, not a curated record. Gene Ontology annotation, cellular component: THO complex part of transcription export complex. Gene Ontology annotation, molecular function: protein binding. Lineage: Eukaryota; Fungi; Ascomycota; Sordariomycetes; Sordariales; Chaetomiaceae. Gene Ontology annotation, biological process: mRNA export from nucleus. The transcript is spliced from 6 exons.
AUGUCACAACCGGCUCGGCCCAGGCUCCCCCGCAUCCCCAAAGAGAUGUUCUCGCCUCACUUCAAAGAUAUUCAUAAUCAACCUUACCAUGAAUCGACAACAUCUGCCCGCAGCGGGGCUGCAGCGCAUCAUAAAUUACGCCACAUUGCGUGGAAUCCCCUCGGCACAGUUGUGGCCACCGUCACUACGGAUAAGACGAUACGUGCCUGGAUUGCGGGCAAACCAGAGCUCCGAUAUUCAACUGAAUUCAGGGGCCAUACAGCCACCAUUGAGAAGAUCGCCUUCAACCCGGCAAAGGAAACGGAGCUGGGCAGCGUCAGUAACGACGGCGUUGUCCGGCUCUGGGACGUACGGACAAAGGCGUGUGUCAAUGAGAUCGAGGGGAUGGGUUCCGCCCACUCCCUAGCUUGGGCCCCUGAUGGGUCCUCGCUACUCGUGGCGAACAGGUCAGGCGAGCUCUUCCAGGUAUCGCCGGCCAAGUCCGCCAUCAUUGCGACUCACCAGCUGCCCACCGAAGUGAACCAGCUGGCAUUCUGCUGGAGCGGCGAGAAAGUCUUCCUGCCCAUGGCUGACGGCACCGUUAGGAUCCUGUCCUAUCCAGACCUGGAGCCGGUGGUGCACGUCAACCACGCCGUGAAAGAGGGGGAGUCGAGCGAGUUCAUGCUGAAGGGGCACACAGCCGCGUGCCUCACUACCGAGGUUUCGCCCACAGGGCGAUAUGUCGCGACGGGCGGUGCCGAUUCGAUCAUCGGUCUGUUUGACACCAAAGACUGGAUCUGCCAGCGAACCAUCUCCCGCAUGGUUGGGCCUGUGAAAUGUUUGAGUUUCUCGUUCGACGGGAGCUACCUCGUUGCUGGAUGUGAGGAAGGUUCCGGUAUAGAAGUCACCCAUGCAGAGUCUGGCGAGCUCAUUCACACAUUUAAAACGGCCGGGCCCUGUGAAGCUGUGGCAUGGUCCCCAACGCGAUACUGCCUCGCCUAUGGGGAUCUCGGCGUGCUGCGUAUCAUCGAUGCGGACAAGAAAUCGAAGGGCAGCUGA